UGCUUCAUGAACUUGACGAAUAUGCAAUCCUUAGAGGACCUGUACCAACUUCAAGAGUUUCAAUUUGAUGGACCACGUGGAUAUUACUAUAAAGUCACUACAAACACAAAUGCCAAUACAUAAGGCUGGUGUUGAUACCAAAUCCUCUGGUACCGACAAUGCUGCACAAAAACACCUCUAUGCUUGGCAAUUAUUACCUGAUGAGGAGCUGCAAAGGAUUUCAUACAAUUCUCGCAAGCAGCAGCAAAAAAGACUAAUGGAAAACCCACCAAAAUGUCCCACUUGCCCAAAUGCACGUUUUACCUCAAUCGCCAUGCUCACAACUCAUUUAUCGUCUAAAAAGCACCUUGCAAGAGUAAAGCAGUUACAUAAAGAUCAAACCUCAGUAUCCACAGUUGAUCCUUCCAACAAGUUCUCAAAACCGACCUCUGCACUAUUAAAGCCCGAAAAAAACAACCCCAUUGAAGAGGUGGAAGUAUCACGCCGGCAAGGAGCAAAACAACGAAGAAGACAACUUGAAAGAGCCAUAAAGAAGGCAAGGUCUCGGAAACAGAGGUUAGCUGACUCAGGUGAUGCAGGACUAAAGAUGAACUGGAUAUCCAAUGAAAAAACGCAAGACAAGAAUAAGAAUGAUCGUCCUUCGAAACAAACAUCUAUAACACACAUCUCGGCCCCCCGUCUGUUAAACCAAACAGAUAUAAGUAUAGCAGCCGCUUCCCAGACACAAAGUAGCUGUACGAAAAAUGCAGGACAACGUGCAAUGCCAUCAACUCUUCUCAACGAAACUUCCAUCAAUGCAACUCAAGCUCAUUGGUAUUGUUCUGUUUGCGGGUCACGUUGGAAUAGGUGGAAGGCAUGGCUAGGCCACCUCCUUAGUGCACAGCACUUGCGUCAUGUAUUACGCACUAUGAAACAGGUAGCUCUACCAAUUGCUCCAUAUAGAAGAAUAGAUGUGGCUGCAUCAAAAGAUGUUUUCGGGUGGGGCACUGGUGCAGGUAUCGUUGAGGAAGAAGAAGUAGAAGAUGAAGGUGAGGUGAAAUAAGCUAAAGAGAAAAACCUUAUUUGUUCCAAUCCUCUUUCGUCAACAGACCCCACGAUCAAUAAAAGUCAGACUCAG
This is a messenger RNA of Lobosporangium transversale, 1117 nucleotides long. RefSeq lists its product as hypothetical. The record is from RefSeq and is a predicted model, not a curated record. Lineage: Eukaryota; Fungi; Mortierellomycota; Mortierellomycetes; Mortierellales; Mortierellaceae. The coding region runs from base 68 to 1042 and encodes 324 amino acids. The transcript has 2 exons.